AUGCCGCUGGGUUCCAAUCCUAUCCAGACGUUCCGAUACGUGUUGAGUGACGUCGAGAAGCGAGGUGUGGCAUAUGUCUGCCUCACACAGCCACGGACCGAUCUCCUACUGGAGGAGAGUGCCAAACUGGGGAAUCUGAACAAAGCUGUCAGAGAUGGCAAAGUCGUUGCUGUGGUUGAAGACUUUCAUCUGAGGCAUUUCGAGGAAGUGUUGAAGACGACGCCGAAACUGGCAACAGGAAACUAUAAUGGGGAGAACUGCUUCGAAGAGGUUGAGAAGGGAGAGAUAGAUUUUGUGACGUUUGGGAGAUGGUUUAUCAGUAAUCCUGAUUUGGUGGAAAGAAUUCGAGAGGGAAAGAAUUUGACGAAGUGGAACAGAGAGACAUUCUAUACGGCUGGAAAGGAGGGAUAUACGGAUUAUCCUGUUGGAGAAGGCAUCUCAUAUUAA
Molecule: messenger RNA, 447 nt
Organism: Cadophora gregata
Lineage: Eukaryota; Fungi; Ascomycota; Leotiomycetes; Helotiales; Ploettnerulaceae
Exons: 1
Coding region: 1-447 (148 amino acids)
Molecular function (GO): oxidoreductase activity; FMN binding
Source: RefSeq, a predicted model, not a curated record